AUGGCACUGUUUCGAGCGCUAUAAAAUUUAUCACUUCGCAGAGUUUGCUUUGAGGGGUUAUAUAUUGCCACGUCUAUAAUAUUUAUUUAUUUAAUAUAAUGAAUUCUUGGGUACAAUAUAUUAAGUCCAUUCCUACGUAUAUGGACUACGAUGGUCAGGCCAGAGCAGAGAAAUUAUCAAGAGUCAUCAUAACUCUCUUUGGGGUCGUUGGUCUUAUAUGGGGAUACGUCAUUCAACAAUUCUCUCAAACUAUUUAUAUUCUAGGAGCAGGUUUUGUAAUGGCUGCAUUAAUUACAGUACCGCCAUGGCCUAUGUAUCGUCGUAAACCAUUAGAUUGGCAGAAACCACAAGCUGAAAUAGCCACAAAAUUAAAAAAGAAAAAGUAAUGGUGCAUUUAAUUUAUAUUGAUAAAAUGAUUUAAGUUUCUGUUCGACCAACUGCGAAGGCAGGAGAGACUGACAUUCCUACGUAUAAUAUAGUGUUUUAUAACUAAAUGUAGGAAGAAAAAAAAACCUGCAGCAUUUAAUAACCGAUGUACUUCAAAGUAAAUUUUUUUUAUAUUUAUCCAAAACAGUGUAAUACUUACUUUUAAAAAGAAACAUUAUAUAAUAGAAAAACUAUAUCGAAUAUAAAAAAUUAUAUUUAAA
Vespa velutina is the source of this 647-nucleotide messenger RNA. RefSeq names its product signal peptidase complex subunit 1 (gene Spase12). Gene Ontology annotation, cellular component: endoplasmic reticulum membrane; signal peptidase complex. The coding region runs from base 99 to 386 and encodes 95 amino acids. The transcript is spliced from 3 exons. The record is from RefSeq and is a predicted model, not a curated record. Gene Ontology annotation, biological process: protein targeting to ER. NCBI's taxonomy places the organism in Eukaryota, Metazoa, Arthropoda, Insecta, Hymenoptera, Vespidae.